UAUGACAUACAUUGUUGAACUGUCACUAUUUUGUUUUGUUAUAAAUCGACGAGCAGAGAACAAAGUAUAAAAUAAUACAAUUUCUUAUAAUUUAUUCAUAUUAAAUUCUUAAGAAAUGAGUGUAAAAUAUUUGUACUAUCGUUGGGCAGUAGAUUUAAAAAACUUUACACCAUCUCUAAGUCAACUCACUUCAGCAUGUUCGUUCGUACAAGCAGAAGAAAAAACACGACUCAUGAAGUUCCAUUUUAUUGAUGAUUUUCUAUCAUCUCUCGUCGGUCGUUUGUUAAUGAGGAAAUUCAUCAGUGAAACCACAAACCUUAGAUAUAAUGAAAUAAUAUUCGACCGUGAUGUUCGAGGGAAACCCUAUCUCAAGUUUCCGAACGUAGGUUUACCUCCAAUCAGCUUCAACGUCUCCCAUCACGGCACUAUGGUUGUUUUGGCUGGUGUGACGGUGGAUGUCAAUAACGCAAAUGAUUCCCAACAUACACUCAAGAAACCAGACUUUGCAGUAGGUAUUGAUGUGAUGAAAAUUGAAUACACUGGCGGCCAGACGCUCUCGAAUUUCUUUCGUAUAAUGACGAGGAACUUCUCAGACAGCGAAUGGCGCUACAUUAAGCAAGACGAGAACACAGAGCAAGACAGUUUGAAAGCGUUCAUACGACACUGGUGUCUGAAGGAGAGCUAUGUGAAGAACAUUGGCGUUGGCCUCACCGUUGAUUUGCAAAAAAUUAGUUUUUCUAUUCAGGAUGACUUGGAAACAGAUAAGAUCGUCACAAGUACUGGACUAUGUGUAAAUGGGUUUCCAGCCAGAAAGUGGGUUUUCGAAGAACACAUGCUCGAUAAGGAUUAUUGUGUUUCAAUUUCUUUUAGAAAUUGUUCCCCCAGUGAGAAGGGAGAGUUUAAAUUCUUCAGUUUCGAUGAAUUGCUGUUGGGUAGUGGUGUGGACACAGGUGCGCCUGCGACGGAGGAAUCUGAAGAAUACUCUCGCAAUGUUCUGCAGAAGGAACGGAAGCAAUUGAGGUCAUAGCAGUGACUUCUUUUCUUUCUCGUAAUUUAAGUAAACUAGUUGUUUGUAAUAGAAAAAUAAGAAUAAAACUUUUUAACUAAA
This is a messenger RNA of Eupeodes corollae, 1108 nucleotides long. RefSeq names its product L-aminoadipate-semialdehyde dehydrogenase-phosphopantetheinyl transferase. Lineage: Eukaryota; Metazoa; Arthropoda; Insecta; Diptera; Syrphidae. The record is from RefSeq and is a predicted model, not a curated record. Gene Ontology annotation, cellular component: cytosol. Gene Ontology annotation, molecular function: magnesium ion binding; holo-[acyl-carrier-protein] synthase activity. Bases 116 to 1027 code for a protein of 303 amino acids. The transcript has a single exon.